UCUCAACUGCGCGUGUGUGGACAUACAUACAUAAAGUCAUACUAUACAUGCUAGGGCAUGCGUGUAUAAGCCUUGCUUAACUAAAUGAAUUUUGGGGUUCAAUCCCUGAGGCCAUUAUGUGCCUCGGUAACCCCCCUUCCACUACUGCCCACAGCACAGGUUAGGCAUUGCACAUUGUAAUUGGCCAUGAAGUUCAUAGUGGAGCAUAUCAGCAAAGGAGGUGGCCGUAUUGGGAGGCUGACGGGUCUCCGCAGUCAGCCCAGUGUUGUCCACGAGACUCCCCUCACACUCAUAUCCACAGUCGGUGGCAGUGCACCUCAUCUUACCCAGGACGUACUUCACCUCCUGGUGGAUAAAGAUGCACCCCUCUGUGUGCCCGCCCAACAUUUUUGUGACCAUGCUAAAGUUCUUCAGAGCUAUAAGAAAGGGGUUGCUCACUUUUCUGCACUUCAGGGUCACAGUGUGUGCGUAACUGUUCAAGAUGCCGGCAAAGCAACACCUAGUGGCUAUAACGACAAAAAGGGUGUCUCUCUCUGGACGUAUGGUGGUAGACGAAUCAUCACGACAGACGAGUACAUGGAGCUGGUAGAGGCAAUGCAGCCAGACUGGUAUGAGGCCCUCAGUGAUGCUGACACAGACAUGAAGUCAUCUAAGAAGAGAAUAUCAAAGUCAUCCACAAAAACCUUGGUGUUCCUCAAUCAGUGCAUAGCUCGACACAAGGCCUCCCAAAAACUAAAGGAAUCAGCAUUAUUUGUGCCCCUCCUUGGAGGCCACAGUGAAGACGAGAGAACUGGCUGGUCUAAAUCCCUAGUCAGUGGCAGCGUGGACGGGUCCACUGUUUCAGGUUAUACAAUGCUUGGCCUUCAUACCAACGGGCCAAAAGUGGAGAAGCUUGAACCCACGACCAUUCACAAUCUCGUUAAGGCGUCUCUGGAUCCCUUGCCUCAUGAUCGUCCACGACAAGCAGCAGGGAUGUGGAACCCGCUCACUGUCCUCAAGUUGGCCGAACUUGGAGUGGACAUCUUUGACUCUACGUUCCCAUUCCUUGUGACUGAAAGAAGAGGAGCUCUUACAUUCCCAUUUAGAUUAAAUAGAAUGCGAACACAUGCGGAGGUCUCUAAAAGAGAUAAUUUAGAACAUCAAAACAAAAAACUGAAAGUAUCUGGAGACGGCCCAAAGGCAAAGGGGGAAGAAGAUAUUUCAAAAAAUAAUGGGAAGCAGAACACAAACAUUGAAGACGAAGAACACUCAAGUCCGUAUGAAAUCAGUCUGAAAGACAAAAGCAAUAUAUCUUUGACGAAGCCACUACUGGAGGGAUGUGAAUGUUAUACUUGCAAGAAUUUCACACGAGCUUACAUCCAUCAUUUGACCAUCGCAAAUGAAUUGCUCGCACCCGUCUUACUGAUGAUGCAUAACCUGCAUCACUGGAUGGGUUUCUUCUCAAGUAUCCGAGAAGCAAUAAAGACGGACCACUUAGGAGACCUGCAGGCAUUAAUAACAACCGCGACCUUUGAAUCCAACGAGGUAUAGUUGUUAUUCCAAUGUUAUGAAAUAUGUGAGUUAUGUUAAUACAAGUUAUGAAAUGUUGGGUCUGCCAGUUUUCUUACUUGUUGUUCGUGCAGAAGUUUUAUAAAUCCAGGUUUUAAUGGGGAAGUUAGUUUUUUUUUAUAUCCUUAUAUACACGGAUAUGUACGUAGGGGCCUGCAGGAGGGGGGGGGGAAGGGGCGACGAUCUCGCUGAAUGAUUUUUGUUUAUAUUUGCCGGACAUUCUUUGGGUGUGUAUGUGGUUGUGUAGAAAAACAAGACAGAUGUAUUUUUGCAUGAAAAUGAUAAGAAACUACAUUUCUUGUAUUUGGUUAGAUGGUUUAUUUUAUUUUGUGCGUAAAAUUUGUCCAACUUGACACUUAAUCUAUAAUGGUCCAGGACGCACUGAAACGUUGUUGCUUCUCCAUCUUCUGAGUUGUGGUUUGGUCAUCAUUUCUUCAGCCACGUUAUUGUGACUCGUCAUCUGAAUACAAUAAUAGGCUAUAAAAGUAUGGACAUAGGGGGACAGUGCUAAUUAUGCUUUGCAGUGAUUAUCGGUUACUAUCAGGGAGUGAAAUCGAGCUUUCUAUGCCCCGCCUACUAGUCUUGUUGUAUCUGUUGUGUUAUAAUUUAAUUAUUCAGAUGUUCAAAUUCUUCAUUGAGUUGGGCCCUUAAUAUCUAAAAUUAAUGGAUGAUGCUUAUGAGUAAUGUACUCAUUACACAGGUAAUUAAGGUAGAGUAAUUAUCAAGAGAAAUCACUAAGCCAUUACGAGUUAUAGCACUUGGAAAGCAUAAGGAUUUAGGUUAAGAUGAAGGUAAGGAAUGGUGAUCAACCACUCGGACGGUCAAGAAUUGAAUGCCAACCUGCAAGAAGCGAGACCAUUUCCCUAGCGUCCAGUCCAAGUACAUCUUUAUUUAGAAUACACGUACAGUAAUAUAAAAUGAAUGCAAUGUUGAUUUAAUGCACCAAUUGCUAGAAGAAUAUAGUAUGAACUUUUACAAUGUUUUGCAUUCGUAAGUAAUACCAUGUUUUGUUUUGAUUAAUUUAGCAAGUGAUGCUGUAGUGGUGCAUUUUCCUUGAUUCUCUUAGUAGCAUUUGAUUGUUGUAGAUUAUAUUCUCACUUCUAAUGUUGUUUACUUUGAUGGCAACAUUAGAAAGUAGUGUAUGAAAGUUGUCAUUGUUGAAGAGAAUCGAGGAACGUUCAUCAUUGCCGCAUCACCUGUUAAAUUAAUACUAAAAAAAUAUAUGGGAUUUAUGCAAUCCUGGACGACACUGACCUCUUCCCAUCACUUUUCCUCAUUUUAAGCAGCUGGUACUGUGUUUCUUCAUUAGAUUUGAUGAUAUCAGGCCCUUGUAGGCAUAAUGUUCACUCCAGUAAAGUCUAGUCUCGGGUGUUUGUCUACUUUGUUGUCAGCACUUUGGGAUCUUCUUAAACGUCUCUAUCAUUACAUUGUAAAUGUGUGGCCACGUCUGUGGUAGAAAAUAAUAAUAAAAAAAAUUA
Molecule: messenger RNA, 3026 nt
Organism: Procambarus clarkii (red swamp crayfish)
Lineage: Eukaryota; Metazoa; Arthropoda; Malacostraca; Decapoda; Cambaridae
Source: RefSeq, a predicted model, not a curated record